Messenger RNA from Linderina pennispora, 1291 nucleotides. Its product is annotated as galactose-1-phosphate uridylyltransferase. Gene Ontology annotation, biological process: beta-D-galactose catabolic process via UDP-galactose, Leloir pathway. Gene Ontology annotation, molecular function: UDP-glucose:hexose-1-phosphate uridylyltransferase activity; zinc ion binding. The coding region runs from base 114 to 1232 and encodes 372 amino acids. The record is from RefSeq and is a predicted model, not a curated record. Gene Ontology annotation, cellular component: cytoplasm. NCBI's taxonomy places the organism in Eukaryota, Fungi, Kickxellomycota, Kickxellomycetes, Kickxellales, Kickxellaceae. The transcript has a single exon.
UCUCCAUCGCGCUUCUGCUUUUUGUUUGCCAAAAACACAGCGCGCGCUUACCAAUUUUACAUCCCCUUUUUAUCCACCAAACCCUCCCCGACUUCUUAAUACACCCUUGCACCAUGUCUGAAGAGUUCUCUUUUGUCGACCACUCGCACCGCCGCUUCAACCCGCUGACCAACUCAUGGGUGCUCUGCUCGCCACACCGCGCCAAGCGCCCCUGGCUGGGCCAGGUCGAGGAUGCCGCUGUCGAGCAGCGCCCCUCCUACGACCCCAAGUGCUACCUCUGCCCAGGCAACACUCGCGCAACGGGCGCCAAGAACGACAGCUACGCAUCUACGUACGUGUUCGAGAACGACUACGCCGCUGUGCACGCAGCCCAGCCAGACUGCUCCACCACCGCGCUCGCGCAGGUAGCCGGCAAGGGCGCCUCUGCCGAGCUCUUCCAAGUCGAGUCGAUGCGGGGCCAGUGCAAGGUCGUGUGCUUUUCGCCACGCCACGACCUGACGUUGCCCGAGCUGUCGUUUGAGGAAAUUGGAAAGGUCAUUAACGCCUGGCAGAAGCUGUACAGGGAUAUGUCUGAAACGCCAGGGAUCGGAUACGUGCAGCUGUUUGAGAACAAGGGCGCCAUGAUGGGGUGCUCGAACCCGCACCCGCACGGCCAGCUCUGGGCGCUCUCGGAUGUCCCCAGCGAGCCCGCCAAGGAGAUCUCCUCACUCAAGAGCUUCCAUGCCGAGCACGCAUCGGACGCCUGUUCGUGUCUGCUCUGUAGCUACGCUGCCGCCGAGCAAAAGAACUCGGAGACAGAGGCUACCAACCGCGUUGUGUUCCAGAAUGACUCGUUCAUGGCGCUGGUACCGUUCUGGGCCGUCUGGCCGUUUGAGACCAUGAUUGUCUCCAAGCAGCACGUCAAGAGCGUCGCUGAUCUCGACUCCAAGCAGGUGCUGGAUCUCGCUGAGGCUAUGCAGAACCUGACGGCCCGUUACGAUAAUCUGUUCCAGUGCAGCUUCCCGUACUCAAUGGGCCUGCAUCAGGCGCCGACGGAGACGCAUGAGGAUGCUGAGUUCUGUCAUCUGCAUUUGCAUUUCUAUCCACCACUGCUGCGCUCAGCCACGGUGCGCAAGUUCCUUGUUGGCUUCGAGAUGAUGGCCGAGCCACAGCGCGAUCUGACUGCUGAGCAGGCGGCUGCGCGCCUGCGUGCUCUGAGCAGUGUGCACUACAAGGUCGCUGCCAAGAACUAGUCAAGUGCUAAUUGAAAUAUACUCUCGCCUCCAAAUAUCUGUAGCAACAAGUACACAAU